AUGUGGGGUCCGCUGGUCCCAUGGCUGCUGCUGCUGCUGCUCCCCUCGGCCUUGGUGCCCCCAACUUGUGCAGCCCCGAUCCACGAUUCUGACUCGCAGGAGAGCCCCUCGGGAUUUCUAGGCCUCCAGAGCCUCCUCCAAAGCUUCAGCCGACUUUUCCUGAAAGAUGACCUACUACGGGGUCUGGACAGCUUCUUCUCUGCCCCUAUGGACUUUCGGGGUCUUCCCAGGAACUUCCACCAAGAGGAGAACCAGGAGCGCCGGCUGGGGAACAAUACUCUCUCUAGCCACCUCCAGAUCGACAAGAUGACUGACAACAAAACCGGAGAGGUGCUCAUCUCUGAGAAGGUGGUGGCUUCCAUUGAGCCAGAGGGAAGUGUGGAAGGUGACUGGAAGGUGCCCAAGAUAGAAGAGAAAGAAGCCCUGGUGCCCCUCCGGAAGGCCAUGGACAGCUUCCGCCCAGAGCCCCAUCCUCGGGUUGCCUUCUGGAUCAUGAAGCUGCCGCGCCGCAAGUCCCGCCAGGAUGGCCAAGAGGCUGGCCAGUGGCUCAGUGAGAAGCGGCAUCGGCUGCAGGCCAUCCGGGAUGGGCUCCGCGAGGGGACCCGCGAGGAUAUCCUGGAAGAUGGAAUCCAGGGUUCUUCUCACUCUAAGCCUCCAGCGCGCAAGACCCACUUUCUGUACAUCCUCAGACCCUCCCAGCAGUUAUAGGUGGAGGGAGGGGAACCCCCAGUCCCUGCA
Dipodomys ordii (Ord's kangaroo rat) is the source of this 738-nucleotide messenger RNA. It is a transcript of the gene Dkkl1, whose product is annotated as dickkopf-like 1. The transcript is spliced from 4 exons. Gene Ontology annotation, molecular function: co-receptor binding; receptor antagonist activity. Gene Ontology annotation, biological process: negative regulation of canonical Wnt signaling pathway. Bases 1 to 708 code for a protein of 235 amino acids. NCBI's taxonomy places the organism in Eukaryota, Metazoa, Chordata, Mammalia, Rodentia, Heteromyidae. The record is from RefSeq and is a predicted model, not a curated record.